Vigna radiata var. radiata (mung bean) is the source of this 621-nucleotide messenger RNA. RefSeq names its product E3 ubiquitin-protein ligase RHA2B. Gene Ontology annotation, molecular function: ubiquitin protein ligase activity. Lineage: Eukaryota; Viridiplantae; Streptophyta; Magnoliopsida; Fabales; Fabaceae. The transcript has a single exon. Gene Ontology annotation, biological process: protein ubiquitination. The record is from RefSeq and is a predicted model, not a curated record. The coding region runs from base 48 to 452 and encodes 134 amino acids.
GAGUCACGAAAACAGAUUCUCAAUUUUCGCUACCAAAACCUUUAUCCAUGUUGGUGAAAUACUUGGCUCAAUUCUACUCUCAUAUCAAAUGGGUGUUUGAUUUCCUUCUCUUUUACCCAUUCUAUAAGCUCCAUGAUUCUCAAAUGCCAAUGAUUGGAGAAGAGCAGAGCAUAUGCCACUAUGCACACAACCCUGGCACAGAGGAAGAUGCUGAUUGUGCUGUUUGUCUGUGCAAAAUUGGAGAUGGUGAAGAGAUUAGAGUUCUUAGGUGUGAACAUUUCUUUCACAGAAAUUGCUUGGAUGCAUGGGCUGCUCUCAAAAACGCAUCUUGCCCUCUUUGCAGAGAAUCGAUUAGGCCACGAAGAACCCUCAAUGAGGUUGGAGCUGAAGUUCUGUGGUUUGAAUUUUGCUCUGUAAACACUAAUGAGGGCGACAGAUGGUGGCUUCGUUGAGUCAAUAAGUGAAAAUGGUCAAUUAUGGUUUAAUUAAAGGCCUGUAUGCGACACUUAGAAACGAUUAGAUUUGUUUUCUCUAAGUGUAAGCCUAAACUUGCACCAUAAUAUGAAGUUUUUCUUUUUGAUUUGGUUUAAAUGAUUUUUUAUCCUAAGUUAAGUGGUAAUA